Balaenoptera musculus (blue whale) is the source of this 5088-nucleotide messenger RNA. It is a transcript of the gene SLC6A20, whose product is annotated as solute carrier family 6 member 20. NCBI's taxonomy places the organism in Eukaryota, Metazoa, Chordata, Mammalia, Artiodactyla, Balaenopteridae. The record is from RefSeq and is a predicted model, not a curated record. Gene Ontology annotation, molecular function: L-proline transmembrane transporter activity. Gene Ontology annotation, biological process: sodium ion transmembrane transport. The transcript is spliced from 11 exons. Gene Ontology annotation, cellular component: plasma membrane. The coding region runs from base 80 to 1735 and encodes 551 amino acids.
CCAUCCCCAGGCCGAGCCGGGCGGGACGGCGCUCCUGGCGGCCGCGCACCCACCGCGCCGCGCGCCGAGCUCCGGGGCCAUGGACGAAGCGCGGCCCCUGUGGGCCACCCCGCUGCAGUUCGUGUUCGCCUGCAUCUCGUACGCCGUGGGCCUGGGCAACGUGUGGCGCUUCCCCUACCUGUGCCAGAUGUACGGCGGAGGUAGCUUCCUGGUGCCCUACAUCAUCAUGCUCGCCGUGGAGGGCAUGCCGCUCCUGUACCUGGAACUGGCCGUGGGGCAGCGCAUGCGCCAGGGCAGCAUCGGCGCCUGGAGGACCAUCAGCCCCUACCUCAGUGGCGUUGGCGUGGCCAGUGUGGUGGUGUCCUUCUUCCUCUCCAUGUACUACAAUGUCAUCAACGCCUGGGCCUUCUGGUACCUCUUCCACUCCUUCCAGGAUCCCCUGCCGUGGUCCGUGUGCCCACUGAAUGGCAACCGUACGGGCUACGAUGAGGAGUGUGAGAAGGCUUCCUCGACGCAGUACUUCUGGUACCGGAAAACCCUCAACAUCUCGCCGUCCAUCCAGGAGAGCGGGGCAGUGCAGUGGGAGCCGGCGCUGUGCCUCAUUCUGGCCUGGCUCCUGGUGUACUUGUGCAUCCUGCGGGGCACGGAGUCCACCGGCAAGGUGGUGUACUUCACUGCGUUGCUGCCCUACUGCGUGCUCAUGAUCUACCUGGUCAGGGGCCUCACGCUCCACGGAGCCACCAACGGCCUGGCAUACAUGUUCACUCCCAAGAUGGAGCAGCUGGCCAACCCCAAGGCCUGGAUCAACGCAGCCACCCAGAUCUUCUUCUCGCUCGGCUUGGGGUUCGGCAGCCUCAUCGCCUUCGCCAGCUACAACGAGCCCUCCAACGACUGCCAGAAGCACACCGUCAUCGUGUCCAUCAUCAACAGCUCCACCUCCAUCUUUGCCAGCGUCGUCACCUUCUCCAUCUAUGGCUUCAAGGCCACCUUCAACUACGAAAGCUGCUUGAACAAGGUGAUUCUGCUGCUGACCAAUUCUUUCGACCUUGAAGAUGGCUUUUUGACAGUCAGCAACCUGGAGGAGGUGAAAAGUUACCUGGCGUCUGCCUACCCCAGCAAGUACAGCGAGGUGUUCCCACAGAUUAAAAACUGCAGCUUGGAAUCGGAGCUGGAAACGGCUGUCCAAGGCACCGGCCUGGCUUUCAUCGUCUACACAGAGGCCAUUAAAAACAUGGAGGUGUCCCAGCUGUGGUCGGUGCUCUACUUCUUCAUGCUGCUGAUGCUGGGCAUUGGAAGCAUGCUGGGGAACACGGCCGCCAUCCUCACCCCUCUGACCGACAGCAAGGUCAUCUCCAGCUACCUGCCCAAGGAGGCAAUCUCAGGUCUGGUGUGCCUCGUCAACUGUGCCAUCGGCUUGGUGUUCACCAUGGAGGCCGGCAACUACUGGUUCGACAUCUUCAACGACUACGCUGCCACGCUGUCCCUGCUGCUCAUUGUCCUGGUGGAGACGGUCGCCGUGUGUUACCUGUACGGACUGAGGCGAUUCGAAAGCGACCUGAAGGCUAUGACUGGACACGCUCUGAACUGGUACUGGAAGGCCAUGUGGGGCGGCGUGAGCCCGCUGCUCAUCAUCAGCCUCUUCGUCUUCUACCUGAGUGACUACAUCAUCACGGGGACCCUGCAGUACCAAGCCUGGGACGCCUCCCAGAUCCCUACUGUCAGAAAACAGCUCUGAGCACACAGGACUCGUGUUAUUCCAAACACACUCAGGAAAACGCUUUGCCGAACAGACUGAGAAGCUGGGGGCCCAGAGCUCAGGGAAGAGCCAGGCCAUCCUGCAAGACACGGCUGAGUGAGGAAGAGUUCUCAGCAGUGAAAACACCCAGGCCAACGGGACAGAACAGAAAGCCAAAACCCCGCAAGUGGAGGGGAGCCUGAUGUGUGACAGUGGCAGCACCGCACAGCAGGACGGAGGGAGUCGGGAAGGCUCUCUGCUGACUCUUCCCGUUAACCCAGUGGGAAAAGAAAACUGGGGCCUGUGUCGGAUGACAGCACACAGUCCCUCCCCAGGGGCUACACUCUCCUCCCUCCAUCACUUCAAGUAUGGCCAUGCGACUUGCUUUGACCAAUGAAAUGUGAACGGAAGAGAUUGUCACCUUCAAGCAGAAACUUCUCCCUUUUCUUUCUGCCAGAACAACUGGUAAUGUUUCUGUGUGAAGCUGUUCCGUCGCUCUGGGUCCCAAGAUGCAGAUGUCAUGUAGCAGAGCUGCAGCAGACCCUUCAAGGAUACAGAGAAUGAGUGAGAAAUAAGUCUUCAUUUUUUUAAAGCCACUGAGAUUUGGGGAUCAUUUGUUACCGCAGCAUAAUCUGAUCUACCUGGAUUGACACAGACCAUUUCCUUACUUUAUAGAAUGGAGAAAAGACCUAAAGUGAAAAAGCAAAAUUAUGUGAAAAGAAGUCCCUUGGAGUUGAGCAAUGUUGUCUUACCCAGGCACAAGGGAUGGUAGGAAACUUUUGGUAAAUUCAACACCAUUGAAAUUAUACACUUCUUUCACCAAAAGUAACCACAAGAAAAUGGAAAGACAAGCCACAAACUAGAAGAAGAUAUAUGUAGUACAUAUAAGCAACAAAGAAUUACUCUCCAGACUAUAAAGAAUUUCAGAAAUCUUUAAGGACAAGCAAUCUAACAGAAACAGGCAAAAGACCUCAAAGGCACAGCACAGGAAACAUCCGAUUCCCUCCAGCACCAGCUCUGAAUCAUGACUUUGGGUUUUUCUCUCCUUACAGGCUGUGGGAACAGACUUCCAGAGAGCCCCACCUCCCGGUAUUCAUGCCCUGUGUAAUCCCCUCCCCGAGUGAGCUGAUCUAGUGGCUUGUUUCUAAUGCAUAGAAUAUGGCACAAGUGAUGGGAUGACACUUCUGAGAUUAGGUUAAAAAAGACUGUGACUUCCAUCUUGCUGGCUUUGGUGAACCAAACUGCCAAGGUGGAGAGGUCCAUGUGCCAAAGAACAUAAUAUUUUAAAGAUUUAUCGUAAUUUAUCUGUAGUAGGAAAACUUCUGACAUCAGGACUCUUAGGCAAGCUGGAGGAAAAACCCCCAAACCCUUGUUUAAGCCACUUCCCCCCAAAACACCCCUUCACACACCACACACACACGUGCAAGGGUCUCCUAGGCGCCAAGGUAUCUACAUCAGCAUUUCCCUCGUGCUCCCUGACACCUUCCUGUGGCCUGAGAGGACGUUUUCUAAUAAGCAUAUUGUCCCACUUCUUGGUUGACAGCCUCUAUCAUUUUGAAAGAGAAAUUACAAUUUGGAGGUGGGAAUACAGGGGACAUCAUUUAAUGAACACUAUACUAAAUAUUCCCCUGGAAUAUCUGUAACUGAAAAAUAAUUAUAAGGAUAAACACAAUUUUUCAAGUGGCCAUAACUGGAAAGUAGAAUUUCAGAAGCUACUCAUUUUCUUGCUUACUUAUAUUGUCUAAUUUUUCUAUAAUGACCACACAUUGCUUUGCAUGAUUUUUAUAAAAAAGAACAUCCCUUUGUAAGACAAGGUAUAGGAAUGACACCAACAUUAGUUAGAAAAGAAUAUGACAUUUUAUUUUCACUUACGGAUGGACAGUACAUGAAUUUAGAAAUAUAAUCAUUGCAGGGUUCUGAAACAUUGAUACCUUAAGAUCUAACGCACCAACAUUAGCCCAUUCACUGCAAAACAGCCACAUCAGCAGUUCAGAUUUGGUCUUUGUUGUGGUCGUUGAAAUAAGUUCUUAAUGUGAAAUGCCCAGUAGCAUCUGAGUAAUACAUUACAGUAGACAUGAACUAAGUUUCGAUAUUUCCUCUUUGGAAUGAAUUAUGCUUAUUUACAAGUUAAAAGUAGGUAGUUCUAAUUACUUACCCUAUUGUGAGUUUUAAUGACUGACUUUAAGCUACAGAGGGUUUUCCAGCUAUUAUUUCCUUUAGAGUUUCUAAAAGCAACAACUCUUAUUAAUGUUUAUAAAAGACAACGUUGGAAAAAAGGUAAUGUUAAAAUCAAGGCGCUCUUUAGAGAUAUUUAAGGACAGGAAAAGGUAUUACCAUUGAAAAAACUGUACAUAUUUUCAAGCACAACACAAAUAUUGUAGCAGUAUUUAAUUGAACUAUUUUAAAAUAGUGGCAAUUAUACUUCCUUACAUACUUUUCUAAUUUUUAAACCUCAUAAUUACAAUUUGAAUAUACAGUCUGACUUAUAAUUAGAACUAUGCACAGCUUCUAGAGUGUAUUUUUCAGAUUUAUUUCUGCACAUAAAUUAAAGUUUAAGUUGGUCCUUGAUUUGGAGAGCUGUAACUACCUGGAAGCACUAAAUUUUAGACACUGUUACUGACAGCUAACAAAAACCCUUAAAGAGGGAAAAGCAUCAACACUACCGUGCGUGGAAAAGCAGCUGCUGCCUCCAAGUGCAACAUCGGAUUCAGCACAAGACCCGCUCAGAGGCCUGCAUGUCUCCACGAAAGACCCCCCAAGAAACCGAAAGGUCCAGGAGGAAGGAGCUGACCAGCCAAGGGUAUUUUCCACACUGGGGCAAUCCUGAAAACGAAGGAGGCUUUGGACCUCUAGCAUGAGAGAGAGACUUCACAUUCUUUGAUUUCAUUUACACCUUUUAAAAAAGAUAAAAUACACCUGAACCUUUUUCAUCACACUUAAACUGCACAGCUCAAGCUGACUGAACUCAUAACGCAGCCCAACUGAAGCUCCAAAGGAACACCAGACCCUGGUCUCCUCUUUCCUACCAUGUAGUGACAGACUAUUUCGUCCAACUACUUGAUGUAUGUAAAAGACAUUUUAUAAACAGAGUAGAGUUAGCUUAUUAUUAAACUGAAGAAAAGUCCAAAGAUGUAUGGAAAAGUAUGCUUGCUAACAGCAACUGCUUCUACAGUGACAAUAAACUGAGCUAGAAAAAUAAUUUCACUGUUUUAAAUAAGGAAAGAAGCUAGAUUUUUUUAAAAUAUAUUACUUAUUCUGCAACAGCUGAUUAAAUUGACAAUGAAUAGAUUCCUUCCAUUCCGAGAGCUGAAUUGAGGUUACAUUUUAAUUAUAGAAUAGCUUCAAAUUAUAAA